AAAACACAAAUGUAAAAUCUCAUCAGGUUCAUUUCUUCAUCCCUAAAAUCUUCCUUGAUAUUUUUCAUUACAUUCCAUUCCAUUCCAUUCAUCAUAUAUAAAAACUUCGUAUUUCAAUUUGCCGAGGUUUUUAAUUAAUGGAAUGGAAUGGAUCGUUUCUGACAACAGAAUGAACGCAAAAUAUGUUCGAAUUGUGUUUCUACAUCAAUCCAAAAUAUGAAACUUUCAUUUUUUAAUUGAUUAUUUAUUACGUUCAUAUAUUUAUAUAUAUAUAUAUAUAUAUCUUUCUAAAUUAUAGAAAGAUUAUAAAAAUUAUGGGACGAAGUAAGUUGCCAUUGUUGAAGAUUGAGAGUUUGACAAACAGACAAGUUACAUUUAGCAAGAGAAGAAAUGGAAUCCUCAAAAAAGUUUAUGAAUUAUCAGUUUUAUGUGAUGUGGAUGUUGCAAUCAUCAUGUUUUCUCCUUCUGGUCGUCUCACACAUUAUUCACGUAAAAGAAGAAUUGAAGAUGUUCUCUCGGAACUCAUCAGUCUCCCCGAUAGUGAAAGAGGAUUCUAUAUCAGCAAUAAAGAGUCUGUACUUUGGAACCUAAGGAAGAUUGAAAUUGAAGAUAAAUUCUGCGAUAUUGAAAGGAUAAAUCCUGCAUACAUCAACGCAAAUGACAUGACAAAGAAAAUUCAAGAGGAAAUCAAUGGCUUACAUUGUAAACUCGACGAGGCUGAGGGAUUACUAAGAAUAUUUGAACCAGAUACACAGAGAAUUACAUCACUCCAUGAGCUUGAUUUGUGUGAAAAACGUCUUCAAGUUGCCCUGAACCAAGUUAGACAAAGAAUGGACCAACUCUCGAGCAAUCAUACAUCAAGUUAUGAAGAUAAUGUGGAGCAAAUAAAUGCACUCCUCCAACACAUGGAUAACACACAAGUUGAGGAAACAAAUCCCUCAUUGGAGAAACACCCCUAUGACUUAUGGCUAGACCUUGAAGAUUAUAAUUACCAAUAUACUUAUGAGAACAACAAUAAUAGUCCUUUCUAUGCUGCCUCAGAAACAUCUUCUCUUUCUCAAAGCUCUAUGAACAUUCCAUCCUCAACUGUUUAUGAUGCAAUGUCCCAAACAACAAGUAUAAGUUGCGACACUUAUCAUAAAGAAGGGACCUUUAAUUCUCAGCAAUCACAACACCCAACCAGGACUUUACCAACUCUCACUUUACAAACUUCAUUCAAAUUUGUCAAUCCUGCAAUGUCCCAAACAAGCGCAGAAGGAAGUUUUAGCUCCCUAACUGAUGAAAACUUUAGGCAAUCACAAUGUUCAAAUAGGGUCUUCCCAGCUAUCACUCCAUUACAAACUUCAUUCUCUUUUGCCAAGGCUGAAAUGGAAACUCCAACUUCAGCACUACGACCAUUGGCACCAUAUCUACAGGCUGAAGCAGUACCAUCUUCUAGCCAGCAACAAUUAUCUUCUUGUAGUAAUGAAGAAGGGAAUCGUGAAAUCUCUUGGUUUCAGCCUAAAAUGAAAAAAUCCAAGCAUCAGCAUUCAGUUUGACUAAAUAUAUAUAUAUGUUGCAAACAUACAAACAUAUACAUAUAUACAUACAUAUGGAGCUGUACAAAAGAAAAUACAUAUAUAUGGAGUUGAAAUUUCUUAAAAAUGUGUAAUGUUUAUACUAAGUUCAUAUUAUUUGUUACUACAAAAGAUUAGUUAAAUGUAAUGAUACUAUGUCCUCUUACUUAAAACCAUAGAUCCAACUGUGGAUGCAAGACAAUUUACUACUAAAUUGUUAAGAAUAGCAAAUAGCAGGCUAA
Messenger RNA from Lycium ferocissimum, 1798 nucleotides. RefSeq names its product agamous-like MADS-box protein AGL66. Lineage: Eukaryota; Viridiplantae; Streptophyta; Magnoliopsida; Solanales; Solanaceae. The transcript is spliced from 12 exons. Gene Ontology annotation, biological process: regulation of transcription by RNA polymerase II. The record is from RefSeq and is a predicted model, not a curated record. Bases 315 to 1538 code for a protein of 407 amino acids. Gene Ontology annotation, molecular function: RNA polymerase II cis-regulatory region sequence-specific DNA binding; protein dimerization activity; DNA-binding transcription factor activity, RNA polymerase II-specific.